UCACAUGACGCGGCCGGCCGGCGCUCGCUCUCUCGACCCGAACUCUCAGUCAGACGUGAAGCGAAUGUUUCACAGUAACGACGUCGAUGUGUCAAGUUUAUUCGUAAACACGCGAUAUUAUAUUUAAUAACAUUCACAUAAGAAUGAAUCACGAUGACUUAAAAUUGUGUUAAUAGUGCCAAAGGAUGAAAAUGUGACAAUAGUGAUAAGUGUUUGUGGUGAUAUUGUGAUUCCUUGUUACAAUCGUGAGAUAUUUUUGAAUAUGGAAACUCGUCAUUAUUGGGAGGAGAACGGACAUGUCAAGUAUGACAAUUACAACUCUAACGAUGGCUUCGGUCGUGUGGCCAGCGGGGGCGGUAACGCAGUCGCGGGGGAACAGCUGGCGUUCGCAGCGCCCUCCGAGGACGAGGCGGACUUCGCUAACUACAAGAAGGGGAAGGUGUUGAGGCAAGAUCCGAUGUCGCAUCGGAUCAUAGAGAAGCGCCGACGCGACCGUAUGAACAACUGCUUAGCGGAUCUGUCGCGUCUCAUACCCCCCGAGUACCUCAAGAAGGGAAGAGGAAGGGUAGAGAAGACAGAGAUUAUAGAGAUGGCUAUUCGACAUCUCAAGUACUUGCAGGAUCGCGUCAAUGCAAGCGAGGUACAGGCGGGCAGUGGGGAGGGUCACUACCGCGCGGGGUACCAGGAGGCGGUAGGCGAGGCGCUGCGCUACCUGUCCGAGGCGCACGGCUACCCCGCUGAUGGUUUGUGCGCGCAGCUCGCUACCCACCUGCAGCGGCAUUGCGAUCACAUCACCAAAGGGGAUAACAGUCGAGAUAAAGGUCGGUCGCUGGGCUCGGCCUCAGAGACGGCGAGUUCCUCCAGCAGCUCGCUGGGCUACGGCAAGGCGCAGCCCCCGCCUCGCCCUCCGCCCUACGCACCAGACCUCUAUGAUGCCAACAAUGACGGACCUUACAACAUGGACUGCGACAGAGUGAGGGGUGCAGUGGAGAAUGGCCGCGCCACAUCCCCUGUGUGCGGGGAGGAGGGGGAGGGGGCGGGGGAGGGGACGGGGGACAAGCGCGAGACUCUGCGCAAGAUGCGCAAACCCGACCACGACGACUACAUACACUCCUACAAGUUCAAGAACUCCAUCGAGAGACGCUUCUCCAGGUCGCAGGACUCCGAGGCGGCGGAGAGUCAGGCGCGCGCGGCCAAUGGCAAGCCGUACUCACACAAGCGUCGCCGUCCCGCGCGACCCGCGCCCGCCGCCUCCACCUCCGCCUCCAUCUCCACCUCCACCUCCGCCUCCGCAUCCACAGAGGAGGCGCGCGACACAUCGCCACAGGACACAAGCAGCGAGUCCCCGCACCGGCACCAGUACGAGCAGUACGAGAAGCCGCCGCAAGCACAGUUUGUGCCUGUCUUUGCUCUCAACUCCCUCGGCAAGUACUAUGUACCUUUAUCUGUGGAGUACGGGUGUGUGUCGCGUCAACUCCGCGCAUGCGACGUGUUGGAUGCGCGUGCGCCGCUCACAGCGCUACAUCCCGUCACUAUACAUGUCAACUUUACACCCUGCCUCAAUUACCAUGUUAAACGAGACCCUGACCCCGACUGGCGACCUGUUUAGACCCCCACCACCCCCCACUAACACUUGUAUAAACACCCCCAUGCUGAUACCUUCCCGUUCAAGUCCCGUCAAAAUCGGUCAAACCGUUCUGAAAAUUAGUUGGAAACUUUUUAAGCCU
Molecule: messenger RNA, 1727 nt
Organism: Papilio machaon (common yellow swallowtail)
Lineage: Eukaryota; Metazoa; Arthropoda; Insecta; Lepidoptera; Papilionidae
Gene: cwo
Product: transcription factor cwo
Exons: 9
Coding region: 263-1609 (448 amino acids)
Biological process (GO): regulation of neurogenesis; anterior/posterior pattern specification; regulation of transcription by RNA polymerase II
Cellular component (GO): nucleus
Molecular function (GO): protein dimerization activity; RNA polymerase II cis-regulatory region sequence-specific DNA binding; DNA-binding transcription factor activity, RNA polymerase II-specific
Source: RefSeq, a predicted model, not a curated record